Sphaeramia orbicularis (orbiculate cardinalfish) is the source of this 2495-nucleotide messenger RNA. RefSeq names its product 6-phosphofructo-2-kinase/fructose-2,6-biphosphatase 4b (gene pfkfb4b). Bases 69 to 1595 code for a protein of 508 amino acids. The transcript is spliced from 14 exons. Lineage: Eukaryota; Metazoa; Chordata; Actinopteri; Kurtiformes; Apogonidae. Gene Ontology annotation, cellular component: cytosol. Gene Ontology annotation, molecular function: ATP binding; 6-phosphofructo-2-kinase activity; fructose-2,6-bisphosphate 2-phosphatase activity. Gene Ontology annotation, biological process: fructose 2,6-bisphosphate metabolic process; fructose metabolic process. The record is from RefSeq and is a predicted model, not a curated record.
CCCUUAAACUCACUGCCACCCGUCGACUCACUCUCAUGUUAGGAGGAUAACCGCACCGAUCCGACAAAAUGUUAGACAACGAGGAGUUUCUGUUAGACAAUGCGCCCAGGGAGCUCACCCAGAACCCCCUCAGGAAGAUCUGGAUGCCCUGCAAAAACGGGAUGCCUGCGGUGCACAUAGCACAGAGACGGGUAUGUAUGACCAACUGCCCCACCCUUAUUGUGUUAGUUGGACUUCCGGCCCGAGGGAAAACUUACAUUUCGAAGAAGCUGACCCGCUACUUAAACUGGAUAGGUGUGCCAACAAAAGAGUUCAACGUUGGCCAGUAUCGGAGGGAAUGCUUGAAGAUCUACAAGUCCUUUGAGUUUUUCCGUCCAGAUAAUGAGGAGGGCUUAAAAAUCAGACGUCAAUGUGCAAUGGCGGCGCUUAAUGACGUCCGACAGUACCUGAGUGUCGAAGGAGGACAGGUGGCGGUCUUUGAUGCCACAAAUACAACACGAGAGAGAAGAGGGACCAUUGUCAAGUUUGCAGAACAAAAUGGGUUUAAGGUGUUUUUUGUGGAGUCUGUGUGUGAAGACCCAGAUGUAAUUGCACAAAACAUAGUGCAAGUGAAAUUAGGCAGCCCUGACUACAUACACACCAACACAGAAGAGGCCAUUGAGGACUUCAUGAAGAGAAUUAAGUGUUAUGAGUCAUCUUAUCAACCUCUGGAUGAGGUUCUGGACAGGGACCUUUCCUACAUAAAGAUCAUGGAUGUGGGCCGCCGCUACCUUGUGAACCGCGUCCUCGACCACAUCCAAAGCCGGAUCGUCUACUACCUGAUGAACAUCCACAUCACACCUCGCUCCAUCUACCUGUGUCGCCACGGUGAGAGUGACCUCAACAUCAAGGGACGCAUUGGUGGUGACUCUGGUCUGUCUGCACGGGGGAAAGAGUUUGCAUCACGUCUGAGGAAAUUCAUUCAGGACCAGAACAUCAAAGAUCUGAAAGUCUGGACGAGUCAGAUGAAGAGGACAAUCCAGACUGCAGAGUGCCUCGGAGUUCCAUAUGAACAGUGGAAAUCCCUCAAUGAAAUAGACGCUGGCGUGUGUGAAGAAAUGAUGUAUGAGGAGAUCCAAGAGCAUUAUCCUCUGGAGUUUGCUCUGAGAGACCAAGACAAGUACCGCUACCGUUAUCCCAAAGGAGAGUCGUAUGAAGACCUGGUUCAGCGCCUGGAGCCUGUGAUCAUGGAGUUAGAGAGGCAAGAGAACGUCCUGGUCAUCUGUCAUCAGGCAGUCAUGCGCUGUCUUCUCGCAUAUUUCCUGGACAAGACUGCGGAUGAGUUGCCUUAUCUUAAGUGCUCUUUGCACUCAGUUUUGAAGUUAACCCCUAUGGCUUAUGGUUGUAAAGUGGAGUCUGUCUGUUUAGGCGUGGAGGCUGUGAACACACACAGAAACAGACCAGAGGUAGGUAUCGCAGGCACUAAGCAAUGGCCCCGCCUGUUUCCAAAACCAACCGGCUCUGUGACUUUGGACUCAUUUAUGUGGAUGUCUCACAAAAAAAAAAAAAAAGCUGAGAACAUCCUAAGAAUCUCUGUUUUUAUACGCAGAAAUUAAGCCAACCUCAAUCUUGAAAUAUUACACUGCAGAUGAAACUACAUUCAAUUGUCAUCCACCAGUAAUCACACACAGCGGCUGUGAUAACUUAUAUCGAUACUCCUACCUCCACUCAGUCAGCAAUGACUCAUUUCAUUUUGGUUUUAGUGUGUGUUGUUAGUAGUUCACUAUGUCUUUUAUUUUAAUGCAAUUUAACUGUUCCCACUGUCCCAGGAACAGUGGAAUUGUGUGGAUGUAUUCAUUAUUUUUGAGUGAAAAUGUGUCACAUGUUGAACUCUCCAAUGGAUCUGGACUCAUUAAUAAUAGCCCUUAAAAUGUUUGACUUUUAGUGAAGGUUUAACGAUCAGUGUUAGAGUACGUCUCCUGGUAACCGAUGUAAACGAAUAUCCUCCUCAGUGACAGGAACAAGUGUGAUUGUGACUGAUCAGACAAUGAAUGAGAAACUAUUUCAACCAGCACAUAGCCCUGAUGUUUUUAAGUUUGUCGUAAAAUACCAUGUAUCAUGAAUUAUUGAAUGUUUACAACCAUUUCUACUUGAUUAUGUUCUGUAUUGAUAUGAAAGGAUUUUAUGAGAUUAAAGCUUUGUUUUUAUUUGACGAAUGCACUCAACUUAUAAAGCGACGCACAAGCUCAUUUUCAUUUCACUGUUUUAAACUAAUCUGCAUUUCAACGCUUGUUUACUGACUGAAUGUGAAGCAUGAUGUGCACUGCCCAAUCAGACGUACACCGUUUACUCUGAAAUCAUCCAGGCUAGAAUUAAUGUUGCAGUUGCACAACUUAAUCAUCAAAUGUAAUGUGUGUUUUCAUGCGUUUUGUGGUUGUCAAGAUUUUUUUUUAAUGUACACAUAAACAUCUAAUUUGAAAAAUCAAUAAAAACUUCUCAUGUUUUUGCUGCUUUGC